Messenger RNA from Paecilomyces variotii, 2694 nucleotides. RefSeq lists its product as hypothetical. The transcript has 2 exons. The coding region runs from base 1 to 2580 and encodes 859 amino acids. The record is from RefSeq and is a predicted model, not a curated record. NCBI's taxonomy places the organism in Eukaryota, Fungi, Ascomycota, Eurotiomycetes, Eurotiales, Thermoascaceae.
AUGUCUGUAGGGGCGCGAUUCCAUCCGUUAUUCUUUAUUAAUUCGUUUGAUCUCACGUUGUCUUCUCACGUCCCCGAGUCGCAUAUACCCGUUUCAACCGUGUCUCCUGCAAAUCGCAGAGCACUUGACGAGACCUACGAAAUUUACGACCCAUCCACGCUCACGAACGUUUCGCCGCAACGCCAGCAGCAGUCUGCUCACGAUCCUGCUCUUCCCCCUACUCAAUCUCCCCUACCUCGUCCGUCAAGCGCUACUGGCAGUGGCCGCUCAUUGCGAAGGGUCACUCCUCGACUUGAAGAUCGACACGCCAUCCAUCGACGUGCUGUUUCGAUAGAUGAGACAGCGCUCCAGAACCUAGACCUCAGACCCGCCGAACAGGGCUCCGCAGUUCCCCCGCAAAACCCACCGGGUCUAGCUGGUGGAAUCGCAGACCUACCUCCAGCCCUUUCGGAAGUACAAACCGAGGGUGAGGAGUCUACGACUCAGACACCGCACCCGCGGCUACUGGAAUCAUACUGGCCUCCUAGGUCUGGUCGUGUAUCUCCACGAACCGCCUCGGCGAUUUUCUGGGUUCUUGAAGAAGCCAUACGGAGGCCUUUCCCCUUUACACCAGACUUGGACGAAGAGAACGCUUCCAUGUCUGAAGUCAUGAGCGGAGGUGGAUCGCCUGCUCCGGGAAUGAACCCUCGUGCUCAGAAUGGCAGCUCUCGUUCAGCGCAGGGCCCUGUCCCUGUGCACACGCAACCUCCCAGCGGUGUCCGAACACCGACGGACAUCAUGAGGCAGCGUCGGGACCGGGAAGCCCGAAAGAAGGCAGAAAAAGAAGCCAAGGAGAGAGAACAACAGGAAGCCGAAAUGAAACGGCAGCAGGAACAGGAACAGAUGACACAAGCGCAGACUCAAUAUACUGCUGCUGGCGUUGCCGGCGAUACGGCUUCGCAGAAGGUCGGAAUUGCUCCUCAGCAAGAUCCACGAAUCAGACAUGACCGGGGUGGUGGUAGCGUGUCCGUUGUCCCUCCUACAGGAUUUCAACAAACAUCGGCUCCUGGUGCAACACAGAGACAGGAGACCGGCAAUGUUGGUACAGCCGAACGCCCACGGGCAUCGACCAUUGCUCAAGGGCAGCCGAAACCUGUCCCCCCUAAUUCGCAACAACCUCCACAUGCAACUUCUGCGGGUUACGCUCCGCAGCAGUCGUCGCAAUUCCAACCGAGACCACCCGGCAUGCCAUCGCAGACCGGCCCGCAACCAGCUGCUAGCGGACCGCAGCAACCGCAGUCAUCUCAAGGCUCCCAAUCACAGCCACGUCGAGCAACUUUCCCUCAUGCUUUCGAACGGUGGGAAACGUUGUCUUCUCACUGGGAGGGUCUCACGGGGUAUUGGAUCAGAAAGCUCGAGCAGAGUAACGAGGAGCUGAGCCGUGAUCCUAUCAGUCAGCAGUUAGCUCGCCAGGUCACUGAUCUGUCUGCUGCUGGAGCGAAUCUUUUCCAUGCGGUUGUGGAACUUCAGCGAUUGCGGGCCUCUUCCGAGCGCAAGUUCCAGCGAUGGUUCUUCGACACACGGGCAGAGCAAGAACGCGCUCAAGAAAAGCAGGCUGAGUUGGAACGACAGCUCCGAGUGGAGCGCCAGCAGCGUGCUGAAGCGGUAGCCUCCAGUCAAAAAUCUGAGAGUGAAAAGGCGAAGGCGGAGCAAUUGGUGAAAGAGAUGCGCCGCGAACUCCAGAUCUCGAAGGAAGAGGCCCGGCGAGCAUGGGAAGAAUUGGGUCGAAGAGAACAGGAAGAGCGUGACCGCACAACUUCUCUUCGCAACGGUGAGCCCACUCUUGUAGGAGGAGUGCAGGUGGUCCCGAUGAUCCAAGGGGUUCCCAGCCGACAAGGUGGAACAAAUCGACCUCCGACGCGCGAAGGCCCGUAUCCAGGCGGUCCAGGACCGUCCAGCAUGGGAGGCCAGGGACCCCAGGGACCCCAGGGAUCUGGUUCUGAGGAGCAAUAUUACGAGGAACAGCCCUCUUCUCCAACAGAGGACCCAUUCAUCGAGGGUGGCCGACCCAGUACCACUCAGAGCCAAGUCCCGUCGUCAGGCGCUUACUCACACGGCCAAGAGACAGGACGGUUCUAUCAGCAUGAAGGAUCUGCCCUUCACGCUGGUCGCCCGACUUCCGAGCCAGACGAUCAAUCUUACCGUCCUAGCACUGUCGGUACUGAAAGCGACUUGGGCGAAGAAGAGUAUGGAGCUGACCCUGGCUAUCGUCGUGACCCUGAAGGUCGUCGCACGUACCCUCGUGCCAUGUCCGAGGGCAGUGAGGAGUAUGAAGGAGAGCCUGAAGAAGAACAGGAAUACAGUGGCGAUUAUACCAGCGGAGCUGGCUAUGGAAGCUUGCCGGCCGCUACCACUGGAGCGCCUCUCCAUUCUGGCUAUGGUCAGGGCGUCGACUACAGCGGUUCCACCUGGGGAAGUGGUUGGGACUCCGUCACUCCCCGACACAGGCAUCCCACACGCCUGAGCGAUGUCAUUGAAGAGGAUGAGAGAAGCCGCACGAGCCCAAGCCGUGCAAGUCAAGCCAGCAGGGGUAUGCAGUAGAGGCCGCAGCCGGGGAUGAACAGUACCAGAUCCAACGGUGGUUUCAACAUCCAAGUCAUAUGUCUUGCUGUUUCACGACACAUAUACCAUUUCGCUUCGUGGUCGAUAUUCCUA